UUUCAAUGUUGGGUGAAUUGUGUGGACUGUGAAGGGGUAUGAACACAGCAACAGAGCAGCGAGUGAAAGCCAUUGUUAUCAAUUAUUAUCAAAAAGUACAAGCGUUUUUCCGGACAACUGAUCAUUUUUCGAGAAUAAGCAAAUAUCUCGGGGGAAUAUCUCAUAUUGAAAUCCAGAUAACCCCAUCGAGGCCAUCGAGUGGAAACUGUCAUCAUGACACCCGUGACUGAGGAAAAAUCCACGAGUAUAUAAACAAAAAAAAAUGGCCAAAGACCUGGACAUCCAUAAUUGGAAGACCUUCUUUUCUGCCAGGUCGAGGUAAAGAGGAAGAGGAUUAUUGUAUUCUGGAAAAAUUACUAUUGGAGUCGACCGACUUGUCCAUCCCCUGAGGACUAAUUCCUUUGGAAUUCAGUGAUUGCGCCCUUGAAUCAUUGGUCAGUGAGUAAAAAUAAUAAUUUAUGGCUGACGAUAAUUAUUACCAGCGGCCCGUGUCGAACGAUGGCAUUAUAUUUCAUGGUGAUCUGAUGAAUCUGAGUGAGAGCCAUCAGAGAAUGGCGACGAUGGAUGCCAAUGGUAAUGGAAAACGUACUGUUCAACAAAUACUGGAUGACAAUCGUCGAAAGCGGGCCUCCAACGAUUGCAUCGAAUUCGCUGAUCUUGAUUUUGCAUAUGACGAUACAGACACACAUACCAAUGAGAUUGGUGAGUUGUACAGUUAUACAGAGCAGUAUGAGUUUGCACUUAAUCUGAAGGCAUUCGAUGAUUUGAUGGAGAGUUACAAGCUCCGGCCAUGCUGGCAAAAUCUCCAGCAGCCCCAGCAAAAAUCAGUGAUUCUCAAACUUCUGGAUCAACUUGAGGUCUCCAAUAAGCACUCACGAAUGAAAGCAGCCCGUUGUAUCCUGUAUCUCGUUCAGGGAUGCUGGGCUGAGAUGCAGUCAGACAAAGAGCAGCAAGACUGGACAAGAACCAACGUCAUGAUGCUCUACGAGGCUGGAAUUUUUUCAGCUUUUGUCGAGCUUCUGAAUAUCGAGAUUGAGAAUAGUACAGCAGCGAGUUCAGCCAUGCGAAAGCUAGCAGUGAGCCUCGCUGAUUCAGUAGACCUCCGAAUAAUCCUCUCAGUCCUCUAUAUAAUAACCGAAGUAAUGAGAGAGGAAUCCAAGAGUCUCGAGUCCACUCCUUACAAGGACAACGUUUCUAAUUUCAAAGAGGAGCUCAUUCAGGUGUACGGUGAGGACCUCUUGAUUGUUAAACUCCUGGGGAUGGUGACAUCGUUCUGCAGUGGCUCAGCCCCACAUUUUCCCAUGAAGAAGGUCCUUCUGCUCCUCUGGAAACUCAUCCUGGUAUCACUGGGGGGAAUUGACGAGUUGAAACGCUUGAAGGAACUCUAUAGAGAAGAAGCAGGUCUGGAGCCACCACAAGAGGAUACCAUCGAGGUUGCGAGAACGAUGAGGGCCAGCUCCCCACCAACGAGUGCUGCAGAUCUUCUAGAGACUCAGGCAAUAGACUCCCAAAAGAGGAACAGCAAUAAACGUCCAUUGAGAAGGAGCUUGAUGAAGCAGAGCUCACUGGACGAGCCUGCCCUGGCUAUGGAGAAUGAAUACGCAAAAGAGGGAGAGUCUGGGGGUAACGAGGGAGAUGUAGAGGUAAUCGAGUGUGUGAGGAUGGUGCCGAUGUCCCAGAUUCCCAUGUACUGUGAACGACCGAUGGAUCUGAGGCCCAGUACUCCAGAGCUUACAAAGUCCAGGGGCCUGCCUUGGACUCCCAAGGUUAGGCAGAAAGAUGUAGCAGCUUUUCUCGACAGUUCACGACUCAAAUUCGUGGGAUAUAAGCUCGAGGGAGAUGUCGAGAGUCUCGUUGGACUACCACAGCCAAUCCACGAGGGGGUUAAUACGCUCAAACGACACAUGUACACUUCUCUGGCUGAGGUGCAGAUCCAAAAGGAAGAGGAGAUUUCCAGGAAUCCCAUGAGCACACCUGAACCACCGCUCAGACAAACACCCACUGAGAUACUCUAUCAAGCUAUUCUACCCAAUCUCCCCCAGUAUAUGAUUGCUCUUUUGAAAAUUUUACUCGCUGCUGCACCAACCAGCAAAGCCAAAACUGAUAGCAUCAAUAUCAUGGCUGAUGUACUACCUGAGGAGAUGCCCAUGACUGUUCUCCAGUCCAUGAAACUUGGAAUUGAUGUCAAUCGACAUAAGGAAAUCAUUGUUAAGGCUAUAUCAGCUAUUUUGCUGCUACUACUCAAGCAUUUCAAGCUUAAUCAUAUUUAUCAAUUUGAGUUUAUGUCACAGCAUCUGGUUUUUGCUAAUUGUAUACCCCUCGUGCUCAAGUUUCUCAAUCAGAAUAUUUUGGCGUAUAUCGAGGCCAAGAAUAUGAUCCCUAUCUUAGAUUUUCCAAUUUGUGUAAUUGGUGAUCAACCAGAAUUGACUAUUGAGAGCCUGGAAUUCGGUGACAGUCAAACUUCCUCAUGGAGAAAUAUCUUCUCUUGUAUUAAUCUUCUGCGUAUUCUUAAUAAAUUAACAAAAUGGAAACACAGCAGGAUAAUGAUGCUAGUCGUCUUCAAAUCCGCUCCCAUUCUGAAACGAACGUUGAAAGUUAGAAAUGCCAUGACGCAGCUGUAUGUGCUGAAGUUGCUGAAGAUGCAGACGAAGUACCUUGGGAGGCAGUGGCGCAAGACGAAUAUGAAGACUAUUAGUGUUAUUUAUGCUAAAGUUAGACAUCGAUUAAAUGACGACUGGGCCUAUGGAAAUGAUCUUGAGGCAAGACCCUGGGACUUCCAAGCCGAAGAGUGUGCCCUACGUGCCUGUGUCGAUCAAUUUAACAAUCGACGAUAUUUGAACACAAUCAAGGAUGAUCAAUUAGAUCCAGUGGACACUUCAGUCGUCUCGGUACUGGGUGCUAACAUCGAGCUGACGGACGAAUUCAAACAGCAUUAUGAAUUAUGGCUGCAACAGGAAGUAUUCCAGACCCCAAUCGACUGGGAUAAAUUAUUGGAAAUAGAGAAUCAUGAUAUCUAAAUUUUUCUAGAAAAAUCGUCACUUUCAUUUCAAUGAUGAAAUUAUAUUUUUUAAUCGAAGAAUUUCGCACUGGGGAUCCUAUUCUACAAAAAAAUUUCACCACUUCAAAAAUAAAUAGUCAUCAUUUAUGAUAAUUUCAAAUUAUCUUAUACAACUAUUGUAUUUCAUAGAAUUCUUCAGCCAUUCAAAUCGAAAAUUAUCAUUGCAAUCUUAUGCAUCCCAUUAGCAAUAAUUCGAUAUUUCUUCAUUGUUUUUCGAUUUAUUUUUGAUUUUUGAAGACGAUUUAUAAAGAAUAGGUGAAUCUGUUGAUAGCUUUAUAGAUUACAAUGUGGGGUAUGACUAGAUGGCUGCAUUCAGCCAUAUUUCUACUUCAGAUAACCAUUGCCCUAUUUAAUAUGAUCAAAAUUAUUGUCCAAGCCCAUUCAAGUUGUAAUUAAAUCUGUAAUUAAAUCCGUAAUGAUCUCCUCCAAAAUAUCAAGAAGACGUUAAUAACCUAAAUGGAAACAUGACAGAGUCUGGUGAGAAAAAAAUGGGGUAAAAUGGAUAUUUUUGAAAAAAAAAAAUUUAUUCCAAAUUACGAAAAAUCUUGAUAACAGAAAAUUUCGUUAAAUUUUCCUACUAAUCUAAAUUUAUAGAGUAUAGAAAGAAUUUCACUCUGCCUCAAUUAUUCAUUAUAUUGACCAUUUAUUGAUCAAAUAAUUUCACUUGUCCCGCAAGAUAUAAAUUUUUUUUAUUCGAUCAAUUCCCAUAAUCGAGCGGAUUGUAAAAAUUUAAAUAGAGAACAAUCGAUGAUUUUAAUAAAUACAUGAAAUUUGUAUGUAUAAAAAUGGGACAUGGAAUGUAACCCUUCAUAAUUAAAUACCAACAGAGGAGAUCAAUAAAUUAAAUACUCAAGGA
Messenger RNA from Fopius arisanus, 3914 nucleotides. RefSeq names its product striatin interacting protein (gene Strip). Bases 459 to 3017 code for a protein of 852 amino acids. NCBI's taxonomy places the organism in Eukaryota, Metazoa, Arthropoda, Insecta, Hymenoptera, Braconidae. The transcript has 3 exons. Gene Ontology annotation, biological process: cytoskeleton organization. Gene Ontology annotation, cellular component: cytosol. The record is from RefSeq and is a predicted model, not a curated record.